UUCUGGGGGCUUAGGGGACCAUAUGGGCUGCCCUGCCCACUGUACUUAUCACUCCAGGGGCCCUCUUUCCUCUUCUGUAGAACCAGGUGAAGAAUGCUUGACUGCACUUUAUUGGGCUUAAUUUCUUUUCUAAUUCUCAGGUGUCUUGAUUAUGGGCGACACAGGGCACUAAUCCCUCUUGAUUCUUGGAGGUUGCUCAGGGACCGUGUGGUACUGUCCCAACUCUCCAGCAGGCAACGUAUGUGCUCAUUCAUUGAGCUCGCUCCUCGGCCCCAAAGGAGAAAAGGAUGACCAGAAGCCUGGCAUGAGCAAAAUUAACCUAAUUUCGGUUUUCACUUUCCCGCCAGACCCGGUAGUUAGGGUUUCAUCCAGGCCAUCAAACUUUGGGCUCUGGCAUGCAAAACAUCUGGACCGUGACCCUUGAGCUUUUAUUUCUAUUAUUUGGCGUGUUUUUUCUUUUUUUUUUUUAAGGUCACAGCCAAACCGGGGGUCGCUCCGCUCGAGGGACCACGCAAGCAAGCGUGGUAAGAGCCUGUCUCUCCAGACUCCGUCUGGAGGUUUGUUUUUUUUUAUCUAGGGUGUGGUGUUUGGGGGCCACACCCGGUGACGCUCAGCGGUUACUCGAGUUCUGCACCCAGGGAUCACCCCUGGCGGUGCUCGGGAUGCCGAGGAUGGAGCCGCAGGUCGGCCGCGUGCCAGGAAAACCCUCUCCCCGCUGUACCAUCUCUCCAGCCUCCCCUCCGGAGAUCUUAAACGGCAGCUUCUCCUUUACCCGCGGAGGAGACCCCAGCGAGGGGGGACUGGCUCCACUCGAAGGCUCACGGUCGCCGACAGGCGCCCCCAAGCCCUCUGGGAAGUGGAGUCCUCGCGCCUGGACCCCCGACCCGACGCGGGCGCCUCCGAGUGCGCAGAUGCGAGUCCGCCCGGAGCCGCGGGCUGGAGCCUUUUGUCUCCCGCGGCUCGGGGUGCGCGUCGGCGCCUCCUUCCCGCCCCCCGCCCGGCCGGCCCGGGCCCGGGCGACAGAAGAGCUUCAGAGCUGAGCUGAACGGUUUCUGCAAAGAAGGUUCUGAAUUGCUGGAAAAUCCCUGCCUUUGAAGAAACUGAAAUUUGAUGGUAACAGGAUAAACCAGAAGCUGAUCAUGGAUUACCUGAGCAUUGAGGUUGAGGAGGAAGCCCUGAGGACAGAGGAUGCCGUCCUGUCCCCAAACCAAAGCACCGAAGAGGUGGAGCCGACUACAGAGCCAUUUCCUGCUGAGUUUCAGGAGUUGGUGACUGUCAAGGGUGAGGAACUAGACUUGGCCCAUGAGGAGGUGGACGAGCUGAACUCAGCCCAGAGGCACAUGGGUAUGAAGAUGGUGGUGGACAGUUGUGGGAGCCUGGUGUUCUGGGAUUCUGAAUCUACUCCUGAAGCGAAUGAGUCCCUUUCAAAGCUGGAGGGUUAUGAAAUAUCACCCGAGAGGGAUCUGAUAAUCGAAAGGCUGAAGACCGAUGAUUUCUGGGACUCCAGGCUGAUUGAAACGUGGGCGUGCGAGGGCACGUUGGAACGGCAGCAGGUAACUCAGGCCAGAGACUUAAGGCACAUCAGAAGCAAAUACACCAGAGGCCCGAUGGACAGUCCUCAGGAAAGCGGAGAGAGCUCAGCGCCCCGGGGGCGGCGGAAGGCCGAGUCGGUGCGGAAGCCUUGGCAGUGCCGGGAGUGUGGCCGCUGCUUCCGUUACUACUCGGCCCUGGUCCCGCACCUGCGGCUGCACUCGGGGGAGAAACCCUUCGCGUGUCCCGGCUGCGGGAAGGCCUUCGGCCGCAGCUCGGCUCUCCUGCAGCAUCAGCGGACCCAUGCGGGGGGCACGGCGCCCCCACGCCGCCGGGGCCACCCCCGGGAGAGGCCACACCUGUGCCAGGAGUGCGGGAAGGCGUUCUGCGGCGCACCGGCUCUCAGCAGGCACCAGCGAGUCCACGCCCGGGACAGACGAUGUGGCUGCCGGGACAGUGGGGACGCCGUCGGGGCCCAGCACCGCCAGACCCACGCCGGGGAUGCGUGCCACCCAGCCGGGGCCCUGGCUCGGCCCCCCGGGACACGCGGUGGGGAGAAACCAUACCAGUGCGGGGACUGCGGAAAGGCCUUCGGGGACCGCUCAGCCCUGGUCAGGCACCAGAGGGUCCACACGGGAGAGAAGCCGUACCAGUGCCGGGAGUGCGACAAGGCCUUCAGCCAGAGCUCCUCCCUCACCAAGCACCUGCGGACGCACACCGGGGAGAAGCCCUACGCCUGCAAGGUCUGCGGCAAAGCCUUCAGCCAGAGCUCAUCUCUCAUCCAGCACCAGAAGACCCACGCGGGAGGGAAGGCCUGCAAGUGCGACAAACGCCAGAGAAGCCUCGGGGUGCGAGCGGCGCUUUAUCAGCACAAAGAAAUCCUCAGUGGCUAGAACGGAGCCAACAAACCCAUGCAGUGACUCUUGGUUUUUGGUUGGUUGGGUUUUUUUUUUUGGUGGGGGGGCACCAGCGAUGCUCAGGGGUUACUCCUGGCUCUGUACUCAGGAAUCACUCCUGGCGGUGCUCGGGGGACCCUAUGGGAUGGCGGGAUCGAACCCAGAUCGGCUGUGUGUAAGGUAAGUGCCCUCCCGGCUGGACUGUCAUUCUGGCCACCAUGCUGUGAUUCUUAGCUCUUAAUGGCAUAAGACCAGUUCUAAAUAUUACAUGCUAGAUGGCAAAAACGUGACGUGAAACUGCGACACACGCAGGAUGGCUCUCUCUGGACGUUCCCUCAGGUAUGGGAGAAGACAAGAAGUCAAUGUGGAUGUAUCAGUUACAAACUCAAAAUAGCUGAAGGGAAAGAGGAGAGGAGGGUUUCCGGGGCAGCACAGAGAAAAUCUGGUUUAAUGAGAGGAAUAGUAAGGAGCUGCAUGCCUAGUGCCAGCAGGAAAACUAGUCACAGAGCUGACGGUUGUUACUUGACGCUGCUGGCUCUCUAAAUAGGAAAUUUUUUUGGUGUUGUGUUGGGGUCACACCCCGCUUGCUCAGGGCUUACUCCUGGUGCUGCACUCAGUGAUUAUUCUUGUUAUUAUUGCUUGGCGGACCAUAUGUGGUGUUGGAGAUCAAACCCAGGUGGUCUACAUGCAAGGCAUUUCAGUACCUUCCCCACUGUACUGUCCCUCCAGCCCUCUGAAUAGUCAUUUUAAACUAAAGCUAGUGAGAUUAGAAUCCCAGAAGGAUAGCACCAGAAAAUUUUCUAAGGAAAUGUAAAUUAGGAAAAAUACCCCAGAAUAUUCUCCUUUGCUGUUCCUGUACUAUGCUUUUCCGCUUAUACAUUUGCAAGCAUUUAAACCAGCAGUUUUAACCCUGCAUGUAUAUUGAAACCAACUGAGAUGUUAAGCAGAUGUUAAGACCAGAGCAAUGGGACAGAAAGUGGCAUUUGCCUUGUAUGCAGUCACCCUGGGUUUGAUCUCUGGCACUUCAUAUGGUCUCCUGACCCCACCGAGAGUGAUUUCUGUGUGUCGAACCAGGAAUCAGCCGAGCACAGGCAGGUGUGCCCCUUCCCUCCAAAAUAAGUAACAGAUAAAGGGGAACAAUGAUAAAUUAGACCUAGUGACAAGUUAAACCUUUUGUCUGCCCCCUGAUAAAAUUUGAAGAAAAUGCACAGGCAACCCACAAAUCUGGAGAAAAUAUUUGCAGGUCAUACAGUUGACAGAGAAUUAUGUCCAGACUCGAAAUAGCGUCUACAGACAAUCAAAUGGGUCCACGGGGCUGAAACUUCAGAAAAUACAGACUUUUCAUUGCCGCAUGAGCACGUGCUGAAGAGCUGACGGCAAUCAAAGCCACGGCAGGCCGGAGCUGAAGCACAAUCCCCAAAGGCACAGUGGAUGAGCAAGUUACAUCAAGUUCUUGGAAGUGUGAAACAAAUCACGGUAGGCUGCACGCCCCCCUCUUUGGAAGAUGCCCAUGUGCCCUCAUCCUUGGAACCUGCAGAUAGGUUUCGUGUCCUGGCUGGAGGAAGUUUGUAGAUGCAGGUAAGGUUAGGGACUUAAAAGACACAGGUGACCCAGAUCACCCAGGAGCACCAUCUCUAAUUGCUUGGCACCUGGAAAAGCAGAGAAUUGGCCUGGAGGCUUAAGGGAUGAACUGAAAGACGUUCAGAGCAUGAGCAGGAUUUGGUGGCUCACCCUGGCUUGACGGUGGAGCGGCCCGAGGGGCUGCAGACCCCUCCCCCAGAGCUUCCUGCUCAGAGCUCAGCCCCAGGACAUUCUGAUUCAGCCUGUGAGCCCCCAAACGGCUAGAUCUACCUGGGCUGCUGCCCUGGAGAACAGAGAUAAUAAACGUGUGUUGUUUUGAGCUGUUA
Molecule: messenger RNA, 4333 nt
Organism: Sorex araneus (European shrew)
Lineage: Eukaryota; Metazoa; Chordata; Mammalia; Eulipotyphla; Soricidae
Product: zinc finger protein 436-like
Exons: 5
Coding region: 1140-2423 (427 amino acids)
Biological process (GO): regulation of transcription by RNA polymerase II
Cellular component (GO): nucleus
Molecular function (GO): DNA-binding transcription factor activity, RNA polymerase II-specific; RNA polymerase II transcription regulatory region sequence-specific DNA binding
Source: RefSeq, a predicted model, not a curated record